AUGUAUAAUGGAAUCCAACUCUUGGAAGACAGCAAAAAGGGAAUUUUCAAAGAAUUUCUUCGUUGGAGUGUCUGCCUCAGUUUCAUCCUCUUUCUGUGCUGUGCAGGGGGCCGGGAGAACAAGAUGCCUAUUCUCAUUUCCAAGAUCUUCAAAGGCUUGGCAGCUGACCAGACAGAGGCCCUCUUUGUUGGGGAUGCCAUCCUGUCCGUGAACGGGGAAGACCUUUCCUCUGCCACUCAUGACGAGGCGGUGCAGGUUCUGAAGAAGACAGGCAAAGAAGUGGUAUUGGAAGUCAAGUACAUGAAGGAAGUCUCACCAUAUUUCAAGAACUCUGCCAGCGGGACCUCGGUUGGCUGGGACUCGCCUCCUGCCUCACCCCUUCAGCGGCAGCCUUCCUCCCCUGGUCCCCCACCCCGAGACUUCAACGGUGCUAAACACAUGUCCUUGAAGAUGGCAUAUAUCUCGAGAAGGUGUACCCCCAGUGACCCAGAGCCCAGGUAUCUGGAGAUCUGUUCGGCAGAUGGUCAAGACACCCUCUUCCUGAGGGCCACGGAGGAGGCUAGUGCAAGGUCGUGGACAGCUGCCAUCCAAGCCCAAAUCAAUGCUCUAAUGCCCUGGGUCAAGGACGAGCUGCAGGCACUGCUGGCAGCUACCAGCACAGCUGGAAGCCAGGACAUCAAGCAGAUCGGCUGGCUGACUGAGCAGCUGCCCAAUGGGGGCACAGCACCCACCUUGGCCCUGCUGACUGAAAAGGAGCUGCUCCUCUACAGCUGUCUCCCCCAGACCCGUGAGGCCCUGAGCCGGCCAGCCCAGACUGCCCCACUCAUCACCACCAGGCUGGUGCACUCAGGCCCUUCCAAGGGCUCGGUGCCCUACGACGCAGAGCUCUCCUUUGCCCUGCGCACGGGCACACGCCACGGUGUGGACACGCACCUGUUCAGCGUGGAGUCACCGCAGGAGCUGGCUGCCUGGACCCGCCAGCUGGUGGAUGGCUGUCACCGGGCCGCUGAGGGUGUGCAGGAGGUGUCUACAGCCUGCACGUGGAACGGCCGUCCCUGCAACCUCUCUGUGCACAUUGACAAGGGCUUCACACUGUGGGCAGCUGAGCCAGGUGCGGCCCAAGCUGUGCUGCUCCGACAGCCCUUUGAGAAGCUGCAGAUGUCCUCGGACGAUGGUGCCAGUCUCCUGUUCCUGGACUUCGGGGGUGCUGAAGGAGAGAUUCAGCUGGACCUGCAUUCGUGCCCCAAAACCAUGGUCUUCAUCAUCCACUCCUUCCUCUCGGCCAAAGUCACCCGCCUGGGGCUCUUGGCCUAGAGGUCGCCAGAUGCACUAGCCCCAAGGAGGGGGUGUCCACCCCAUGGCCUGACCUGGCCCUCCACUGACUGCCUGCUCAACACUGGGCUGAGGAAAAGGAGAGGAAAGGAACAAGGGUGCAGAGAGACCCAGCCCCUGAGGAGGCUGGGAUAGUCUUGGGGACUGGGACCCAGAUUCAGGACAGUGGAUCCUGCUGUGAUGGGGUAGUUUCCCUGUUGCCCCUGCCCCAUCUCCCCACCAGUGCCUUUGCAGAGAGAUAUUUUGUGUACACAGAAGCCAUUCCAAGCCUGGGACUGCCCCUGUGGGGAUCCUGACCCCAGCCAGCAACUGCCAAGCCUCCUAGAGGCCCCAAAGCCACCCCAGAGGCCCCAUCUGAAGCUGGAGUUCCCUGGAGUCUGAAGCAAGAGAAAGAGGAGCCUUUCUGUUCAUUUCUACCCUCAGCUCCACCACCUUGGGGCAUGUGGUUUCCCCUUCAUCUUCUCUUUCCUCCUUGUUCUUGGACAAAUAAACAACCUGUGAGCACAUAGGCAGCCUGA
Molecule: messenger RNA, 1850 nt
Organism: Myotis lucifugus (little brown bat)
Lineage: Eukaryota; Metazoa; Chordata; Mammalia; Chiroptera; Vespertilionidae
Gene: SNTA1
Product: syntrophin alpha 1
Exons: 8
Coding region: 1-1314 (437 amino acids)
Cellular component (GO): neuromuscular junction; intracellular anatomical structure; sarcolemma
Molecular function (GO): structural molecule activity; protein binding
Source: RefSeq, a predicted model, not a curated record